UGUUUUGGUUCUAAAGGGGAAGUUGCGAGAGAGAAAAGAAAGGAGGAGACUUGAUCGGGGUUGGUAAAAUUCCCACUAACUGACCCCAAUAACAAGGAAAACCUCUCAAAAAUUUGAGCACUCCUUCGUCGGAAAUCAGUUCACGCAACCUGUCGGCUGACAUUCAGCCAGUACUGGGACAGCUCUCAGUGUGUGUGUGACCGCUUAAAGGAGACGGGGUGAUUGACGACUGUCAUGGCCAAUAGGGGAGGAGCAACACGCCCCAACGGGUCCAACGCGGGCAAUAAGAUCUGCCAGUUUAAACUGGUCUUGUUAGGAGAAUCGGCUGUGGGAAAGUCCAGCCUUGUACUGCGCUUCGUCAAGGGGCAGUUUCAUGAGUUUCAGGAAAGCACAAUAGGAGCGGCCUUCCUUACACAGACGGUGUGCUUGGAUGACACAACGGUAAAGUUUGAGAUUUGGGACACAGCCGGACAGGAGCGCUACCACAGUUUGGCCCCCAUGUACUAUAGAGGUGCCCAGGCUGCCAUUGUAGUUUAUGACAUCACCAAUGAAGAGUCAUUUGCAAGAGCAAAGAACUGGGUUAAGGAGCUUCAGAGGCAGGCCAGUCCAAACAUUGUCAUCGCACUGUCUGGGAACAAGGCUGACCUUGCCAACAAGAGAGCUGUGCACUGCCAGGAUGCUCAGUCUUAUGCAGAUGACAACAGUUUGCUGUUCAUGGAGACAUCAGCAAAGACUUCCAUGAAUGUCAAUGAGAUCUUCAUGGCCAUUGCGAAAAGGUUGCCUAAGAAUGAGCCCCCAGCUGCCGGAGUCAGCAGUGGGCGGAGUAGGGGCGUGGACCUCACAGAGACAGCCCAACCCACUAAGGCCCCCUGCUGCAGCAACUAACGCAAAACAAAUCCCCCCUCACCAAACUCUGUUACCGCAACAACUAACGCAAGGUCCCGCCCUCCAACUUGGUUUUUGACUAACUAAUGAAAUGCCUCCGCUUUCCCCAUUUUCCACAACUCUCUUACGCUGUAACAAAAGCUCUGCCCCGCCCAUGUAUCUGCGGUGUUUUUGUUUUGUUGUUUUUCUGUAAAGACCCAGGCCUCUUACUGUAUUCAUGCUUAAGGUCAUGCCUUGUCUCCAAACUGUAAUAUAUGCCGUCACAGAUAUCCAU
Messenger RNA from Sinocyclocheilus grahami, 1159 nucleotides. RefSeq names its product ras-related protein Rab-5A-like. Gene Ontology annotation, molecular function: GTP binding; GTPase activity. Lineage: Eukaryota; Metazoa; Chordata; Actinopteri; Cypriniformes; Cyprinidae. The record is from RefSeq and is a predicted model, not a curated record. The coding region runs from base 235 to 885 and encodes 216 amino acids. The transcript is spliced from 6 exons.